GAAGGGAGAAGCAUUCGCUGCUCCCAAGCUGAGGAUCAGGAUGGGGCCCUGCUGAGGACGGAGGAUACAGGAGGAGCAAAGAGCGGCGAUCACACGGCCGGCUGGGCCUGCCUCGAGGCCCUCUUUCUUUCCACCCGUCAGUCACUGCUGUCGGCAGACUGUGCAGCUACGGUCAAGUGCCCGGAGCUGUAAGAGCUAAGGAUCCAGGCAGACCGCAUGAGGCUGCCAGCUUUCCUGAGUCUGCUGGUCCUGGCACUGCAGGAGGCUGAGGCGGCAUCCCUCCCCAUGGAGAGGAAGCAGAGGGGGGCAGAGACUGCUGCCCAAGGGGGCCUUCCUGCCAUGCUGCCCCUGGGCGACUACAACUACAGCGAAAUCCUUGACCUGGGCAACUACGAGGAGCUCACAGACUACGGAGACCACCAGCCCCCCGAGGGUAAGAUGAGCAGCCCGGCUCCUCCAACCCAGGUCAGCCCCGCCCAGAGCACUAAGGCACCAAGGAUAUUGUCAGCAAGCCCUACAACGCCCAGGCCUGACACCACGAGCUUCCCAACCAGCCCUGAGCCAGGCCUGCCCACCUGCCUGGUCUGCGUGUGCCUGGGUUCCUCUGUGUACUGUGAUGAUGCGGACCUGGAGAGCAUCCCUCGUCUGCCGCGGUCGACUGCCUACCUAUAUGCCCGCUUCAACCGCAUCAGCCAUGUGAGGGCCCAAGACUUCGAAGGACUGACCAAGCUGAAGCGGAUCGACCUAUCCGGCAAUGCCAUCUCCUCCAUUGAGCAUGAUGCCCUCAGUGGGCUGCCCGCUCUGCAAGACCUGCUGCUUCCAGACAACCAGCUGGCAGCUCUGCCCAUGCUGCCCGGGGGCAUCGAGGUGCUAGACGUCCGCCUGAAUCGGCUCCAGAGUUCAGGAAUACAGCUUGGGGCCUUCAAGGCUCUGGGGAAGCUGCAGUUCCUCUACCUGGCAGACAACCUGCUGGAUUCCAUCCCUGGGCCUCUGCCCCUGAGCCUGUGUGCGCUGCACCUGCAGAACAAUAUGAUCACGGCUGUGCAGGCGGACGCAUUCUGCGCUGCCGCUGGGGAGCAGGGACACGCACGCAGGCUGCUCGAGGACAUCCGCCUGGAUGGCAACCCCGUGAACCUCAGCCUCUUCCCCGAUGCCUACUUCUGCCUGCCACGACUGCCCACCGGCCGCUUCGCCUAGGGCCGAGCCCAGAACAGGAUGGAUAACUGUCACAGAUCUCUGCUGAGACACCGGGGGCUGGCUGCUGUACCAGCUGCCUAAGUCUUCUGCCAGCCUCAGCCCUGCUCAGCCUCCUGGUCCUGGCCUUCCCAAUGCACUUGUAUGUUUGACCACCAGAGGGCAGCCUUGUGCAAAGAGAUGAAUAAACACAGCUAUGACUCGC
Molecule: messenger RNA, 1399 nt
Organism: Ochotona curzoniae (black-lipped pika)
Lineage: Eukaryota; Metazoa; Chordata; Mammalia; Lagomorpha; Ochotonidae
Gene: OPTC
Product: opticin
Exons: 8
Coding region: 217-1197 (326 amino acids)
Molecular function (GO): protein binding
Source: RefSeq, a predicted model, not a curated record